CUGCCCUGUCUACCCUGGAUAAAGCCCUUACUUGGUUAAGGAGACUGAGGAAUAACCAUUGCUCUAGGAGGAAGAUGAUAAGGCUGGCUAUUCUUAGCACAGCCUACCACAUUUGGAGAUUGAGGAAUGGUGUCUAUUUUGACAACUAGGCCAUUAAUAUUGAUGGUAUUGUGUGCAAGAUCAAGGUGGGGGUCUUCAAAGUAAUGAACAGGGUAGAGCACCAUCACCUUAUGCCUGAGUACUCCAUCCUAGCUCAUUUGUGUGAGACAGGUUUUGACUUGGGCCUGAUGCUUUUCCUUGCUGGAAGCUGUGAACUCGCCCAGGCUUUGCAAGCAGAAUGGACAUGGAUCUGUGAUGCUGUGUUGCUGUGUAUUGGUCUUCUACACUCUAGGGCGAGCCUAUCCAUCCUGAUUUCCAGCGGCAUUGUUCAAGAUUUGGGAUUCAACGAACUACCUAGGAUGGCGAAGGGCAAGAAGAAGGAGCGUAGACCUCCACCCCCACCCCCCCGAACAAGAAAGAGUUGCGUAACUUUCUUCGUGAUAUGGAGGGUGAGUCUGGGGCUGGAGAAGGAUAAGCCUGGCACCAGCAAUGGAGAUACUCCAGUAGUUACCCCAGUAGCUAAUCCUGAAGCUCCUGAAACUGUUGAACCUAUUGGGAAGGAAAACUGUGAGAAUGAAACUGGAGACAAUGAUGGCAAUGCACCUGGUAACAAAGUGGAUACACCUGCUGAGAAGAAAAGCUUUGCUUCACUCUUUGAAAAGAACAAGUCUGAGGAUAAAGAUAGAGACUCAGUCUUGCAUAGGGAUGACCACAGAAUCAACAACAAGAAGCUUUUACUCAACAUCCCACAGGAUGGAUUCAUGUGGAAUGCAAAAUCUUUCUCUACCAUGCCAGUUUGGGUGAAACUUAUGGAUGUUCCUAUGCAGUUUUGGGGUCCUAACAGCUUGUCAAAGAUUGCUUCAAAACUUGGAAGACCACUCUUCACAGAUGGUCUGACUAACAAGGUUGCCUCCAAACUCACUGUGGAGAAGGACCCAGAGGACAAUCUGGCCUACAAGAAACCCAAUUUCUGUAGAGUCCUCAUCCAUAUGGACCUCUCCAAACCUCCCCCUUCCUGUAUGAAGGUCAAUUUUGUUGGAGGCAGCUAUUCACAAUUUGUGGAGUAUGAGGAUCUCCUCCUCUACUGUUAUCACUGUGAGAAAUUUGGGCAUACUCCUUUUGACUGUGCUCAGCUUUUUGAAAUGGAAAGGAAGAAGGAGCAUGAGGAACAGAGGGACAGGGAGAAGGCCAGAGUGGAAGUCCUGAAAACCACUCUCAGAACAGAUACUAGGGACAAACAGGAUGGCAAACAGGGUGGCAAACAGGGGCAGGACAAAAAUCAUGGCAAACAAAAGGAGGGAUUGGAGCAUACUGUUGCUCAGAAAGCCCCUGUUAACCCUGAUGAACCCUCACCUUCUUUCACUAGGAAGGAUGACAAUGAUGGAUUCACAUUGGUGGGAAGAGGCAAAGGAACCCUAACUACACAUCCUUUGAAGCCUCAAUACAGGAGAGAAACUAGAAACUCAAUAAUGAUCUUCUUGAUGCUAAGGCUACUGGUAUGCAAUUCACUUGGAACAGAGGGAGCAAGUGGGCUAAGCUUGACAGGGUCUUGGUUAACUGUGAAUGGGACCUCCUUCAGUGGGAGUGGGACUGCUGGGCUGACUUUAAACCCAUGGAAUUCCAAUCUGAUCACUGCCCUGUGGGGGAACAAGGAUUCUGUUACUGUCCUGGCCAACACUAUUCAGAAUUUUUCUCAAGUAUCUGGCCUUUUUGUUAAUCCCCUCAAAUCCAACAUCUUUUUGGUUGGAGAAAUCAAGGACAGCAAGUCUGAUCUCUUGUCCUUGGUUUCCUUCCCUGAGGGGAAACUUCCUGUCAGAUACUUGGGACUCCCUUUGACUUCUCAAAGAGCUUCAGAAAGAGACUUUGCCCCCCUUAUUGCCAAAGUGGAUGAGAAUAUCAGGAAAUGGAACACUAAGUCUCUAUCUUCUGCUGGCAGACUGGAAUUGAUCAGAAGUGUGAUUCAAGGUAUUGAGGGUUUCUGGUUUCAGGCUUUUCCCAUUCACAAAUCAAUUUUGGAUAGAAUCACUACCCUCUGCAGAGUUUUCUUGUGGGGAAGUAAAUUCUGUAAAGUGGCCUGGGAUGACAUCUGUAAACCCAAAGAUGAAGAAGGUUUGGGACUCAGAAACUCAACCAUUUGGAACCAAGCACUACUGGCUAAGUGCUUCUGGAACAUUGCAGCAAAUAAGGAAACCUUAUGGAUACAAUGGGUGCAUUCUGUCUACCUCCAGGGCAGUGACUUUUGGACCUGGAAUCCUAGCAAAAAGGAUUCACACUUCUUCAAGAAGAUUGCUGAGAUUAGGGACUCUCUUUUGCAAAAGUGUGGUGAUAGAUUCAUGAUUGAAGACAAUUUGUGUGACAUGGGGGAUAUUAAAGCCACCAAGGUCUAUGAUCUUUUGAGGUCCAAGGGUAACAUUAGACCUUGGAUGAAAGCAAUUUGGAAGCCUUAUAUCCCUCCUAGAUAUUCCUUCACUGUUUGGCUUACCCUACGUGGAAGACUUCCCACAAAAAUGAAUCUCCAUUUCCUACAGCUAGAUAAUAGGAAUUGUGAGUUCUGCCAUACUGAGGAGGAAACUGCCCAGCACCUCUUCUUCCUUUGUGAGAAUACUGCUCUCAUUUGGGGAGCCAUCAGAAACUGGCUUAAUAUUGCACCAGCCUUAUCCACACUGGAGAGAGCCAUUGAAUGGGUAGGAAGACAGAGACAUAGUCAUUGUGCUAAGAGGAAAAUGUGGAGGCUGGCAAUCAUGUGCACUGUGUACACCAUCUGGAGAAGCAGAAAUGGAUGCUACUUUGACCAUGGAGGAUUCAACACUGAUACUAUCAUUUACAAAAUCAAAGUGGGGGUAUAUAAGAUUUGGUCCUUGGGGUGCUGGAACAGUCUCUCUUCUGAGAUAGAUGUUCCUUGGGUUUGGGCCAGCCUCAAUGGCUUAGUCUCUGGACUAUGGAGAGUUGACAUACUCUUCGAAGGGAGUUGGACACAUCAUGACCACCUCACCUCCCUGUGUUGUAGAAGAGAUGAUGCACUCUUUGAAGGGAGAUGGACAUACUUGGUUGCAAUGGAUGUUCUACUGCUAGCUAUUAAUCUUGGGAGGCAG
Messenger RNA from Cuscuta campestris, 3191 nucleotides. The record is from the annotation of a GenBank genome assembly. Lineage: Eukaryota; Viridiplantae; Streptophyta; Magnoliopsida; Solanales; Convolvulaceae.